GCGCCUGGCGGAUUCUUCAUUUCAGCGGCGGAGCAUCAGGUCACAUCUCCGCUCGGUUCAGCGGGGGAACAGCUCAGGUUUACACCGGAUAACGACACCAGUUCACGGAAUCUCCACACAUCCUGCAGGGUUCAUCCAAAGAAAGCCACAAUGAAGUGUCCUCGCUACGACACCACCAGAGUCUGCAACAUGGAGAAGAGUGCUGAUAAUGUGGCUGCUGUCGUGGCCAAGGUGCCACAUGUCAAGGCUUCCCCAGUGAAGGAGCCCGUCCCCAUCAAACCCCAUUUCCCACCUGCACCAGUGACCAGGGUGUUGUUCUCUCUCAACAAUGACACCAGGCCGGUCCACAACAAGGAGAACAGCAGCAGCCGGGAUCACGACAGGACCCUUGAUGAGGGCCUGGAGGACAGUGGUUACCUGUCCCAGCACAACAGCCAGAUUGAUGAGCACCACGGGGAUGAGGAGGACGAUCACAGCCAGGGGAGAAGCAGAUCCUCGCUGUCGCUCUGUGUGACGCACCAGGAGAGGACGAUAUCACCGAACAGCUCCCCCGCCAAAUGUAAAGCAGGUCACAGGGUGGUGGCAGCUUCCACUCCCGUGGAUCGUCCCAGGAGAAGAAUACUGUCGUCCACACCCUGUGAUAGUCACAGUGACCCCAACCUGCCCAUAUUGAAGUUCCAGCGGGCUGUGUGUGAAGAGCUCGCCAAGAACUACCGAAAGAAUAAGAGGUACGACUGGAGCAUCGUCACUAAGGUGGCCGAGGACCAUCUCUUGGAUCGGGUGAUCGGAGGCAAGAUGGGACGGGAGUACGUCGACAUGUUUGCAAACCUGCUGUCCAGGAACAUGAGAUGUAUCCUGAGCAACAUCCUGGCCCUGCUGGGAGACAUGGACCUCAUUAGCUGUAAGAGAGUGAGCAGGACGUGGAGGAGAAUCAUCAGUGAAGAUACCAGUACUACGAACAGGUGUCUGCAGACCGGGGAGUCGCUCAGGGAGUCAAUGAGCUCCUUGAGUCAAAAUGACUCUGGUCUGACGAGGGACGUCGGGGUGUCCAGGGUGGUGCUGUCCUGCAUUCAGACCCGGGCCUCCAGCACAGUGUCAUCAUCAUCAUCCUCGUCCUCCACAAGUAGCAGGGUCCACAGACGGACCCCCCCCUCUCACAAGGGGAACACGCCUCAUUCCGAAUGUACACGCUUCACAGAAUUCACGAAGGCGGCCAGAAACCUGAAGCAGCACGAGUCUCUGCGUUGCUGUAAGCGCUGCGGUUCACCAGCGACACACUCCAGCGAGAUCCAGCGGGCAACGUGCACACGUCUCAACUGUCUCUUUGACUUCUGCACCUGCUGCCAAGAGACGUUCCACGGCUCGACGCCCUGCCGGACGGUGGAGUCCAGGUCCCACUUCGUCACCUCCAGGGCGACCCCGGUCCUACCGGGUAGUGCUCGCAGCAAGAGGAACGUCAGGCGCCUAUGACAGGUUUAUUGAGUUUUUAUGCAUGGACAGUUUUAACUGUGGGGGGGGGGGGGGGGGUUUCUCUGCACUGCCAGUGUUUCGAGUGACUCUGGCUGAAGGACAGCCUGGGAGCCUGGAAGUGGCUUCUGUACGAGCACCAUAUAGUAUUACUCAGAGCCGUGGCUCUACACAACUGAAUCCACUGAGUGAAGCACUUGUUUACAAGACAACUGGGACAAUCAACCAGAGAAGUGUCAUCUGGCUAAAACUGUGGUCGUCUGUGAGCGACAAACAAAUCGGAUGCCAAAAAAGAAAGAAAUGGAGCUUUCAGCUUUCUAUUGUAACAUUUUAAUCAUGUUUUAAAUUGAAAUGGAUGUAAAUGUAUUGUAUCGUCACUUUUAGAUCGUUUUGUAAGAUUAUAUAUUUACUUUUAAAUAAAUGACGGGAAAUAUUUUCUGUAAAUAGAUCUUUCAUAAAAUUUUAA
Molecule: messenger RNA, 1933 nt
Organism: Pleuronectes platessa (European plaice)
Lineage: Eukaryota; Metazoa; Chordata; Actinopteri; Pleuronectiformes; Pleuronectidae
Gene: fbxo5
Product: F-box protein 5
Exons: 6
Coding region: 151-1470 (439 amino acids)
Biological process (GO): negative regulation of meiotic nuclear division; regulation of mitotic nuclear division
Cellular component (GO): nucleus
Molecular function (GO): protein binding
Source: RefSeq, a predicted model, not a curated record